Molecule: messenger RNA, 1503 nt
Organism: Rhodotorula toruloides NP11
Lineage: Eukaryota; Fungi; Basidiomycota; Microbotryomycetes; Sporidiobolales; Sporidiobolaceae
Product: MFS transporter, tetracycline transporter
Exons: 2
Coding region: 1-1503 (500 amino acids)
Biological process (GO): transmembrane transport
Cellular component (GO): brush border membrane
Molecular function (GO): transmembrane transporter activity
Source: RefSeq, a predicted model, not a curated record
AUGCCGACAACGCAAUACUCGCCCGAAGCGGCGCGCAGGGUCGUGCGGGUCGUCAUCCUGGCAUUGAUACUGGACCUGCUUAGCUUCACCAUGCCGUGGGAUUUCGUGCGACAAGAAGCAGGACGAGUUCACUCGGCACCAACGCUGCUCUCCCGGACGCUCGAAUGCGUCCGCACCCUCCGCGCGUACCUCCUUCCCUCCACCUCCUCCUCAACCCGCUCAUCCGCCUCACGAUGGGACCUCACCCUCCUCGGCGGCCUGCUCGCCUCCCUCUUCUCCUUCUGCCAGUUCCUCAUCAGCCCACGACUCGGCAAGCUGAGCGACCGCUUCGGGCGCCGACGGGUCCUCCUCGGAACGAUGGUCGGGAACGUCCUCUCGGCGCUGUUGUGGCUUUUCGCGGGCAACUUUGCGAUCUAUGCGGCGAGUAGGAUUGUUGGAGGCCUGAGCGAGGGAAACGUGCAGCUGAGUAUUGCGGCGAUCUCGGAUGUCACGACGCCUGAGACGAGGGCUCGGUCGCUCGCGCUUGUGGGAGCGGCGUUCUCCCUCGCCUUCACCUUCGGUCCAUCACUCGGCGCGUACCUCUCGACACGGACGUUCGGCAAGGGCUCGAUCGUCCACCUGCCGUCGAAACUCGCCUCGGCAUUCCCUUUCCUUCCGCCGACGAUCCAGCUCAACUCGUACGCCGUACCUGCCGCAAUGACCGUCGUCCUUCUCUCCCUCGAGACGCUCUUUCUCUACCUCUGCCUGCUCGAAACGCGCGACUGGAAGAUCUCCACGAUGCCCGCCUCCUCCCCCAGCGAAGCCAAGUCGACCCGUCCCUCAAGCCGCCCAGUUCGCUCCCCUGCAGCACGUCAAGCCCGCCUCCGCUCCCUCUCCCGCCUCCACCUCCUCUUCCUCUUCUUCUUCUCCGGCGCCGAGUUCACCCUCACCUUCCUCACCCACAACCUCUUCGACUGGUCGAACGCCCAGAACGGCCGCCUCCUCGGCUUCAUCGGGAUCCUCUCCGCCCUCUUGCAGGGCGGGUAUGUACGGCGAAAAGCGAAAGGCGCGAGUGCGGAACAGACGGCAAGGAUGGCGAUGAGCGGGAUGCAGGCUUGCGCGGGGUCGCUCGUCGCUUUGGCGCUCUUGCCACUCGUUGCCAAGGCCAAGGGCGAGGCGGCGCUUGCGAAGGGGUUGCUGUGGAGCGCUGCGGCGGGGUUGGCGUUCGUCAGCGCGACGGUGGUCAACUCGCUCAAUGCGCUCGCCUCGCUCGAGACGGACGAGGACGACAUGGCGACGAAGCUGGAGGAGCGGAUCGACAAAGGCCAUGUGCUUGGCUCGUUCCGCUCUGCAGGGCAACUCGGCCGCGCAGUAGGACCACUCGCGACAACAGCGAUCUACUGGACGGUGUCGCCGACAGCGGCGUAUGCAGUGUGUGCGGUGGGAGUCGCGCUGGUCGUCAGAGGGAUGCGAGGGAUCGUGCGAGACGAGUGGCGGCGGGGCAUCACGUUCAAGGAGGAGUAG